GCGCAAGUUACGAGUGAGCCGUCUUCAGUUCGUACGCAGAAGUCAACUAAAUAGCAAGCAGUUAUUAUGAGAUGCGGAUUAGCUGGUCUUCUGACAACUAUCAUCACAGUUCUAGCUGAUGAUUUAGUUGUACUAAAACACGGAAGUCUCAAAGGGCAUCGGCUGACGUCACGGAAGGGCCGCGAGAUAUUCGCUUUUCAAGGAGUCCCUUAUGCCAAGCCGCCAGUAAGGGAGUUGAGAUUCAAGCCUCCACAACCUGUAGAACCAUGGACCGGUGUGCUGGACGCUACCAAGGAAGCCCCUGUGUGUGUCCAGCGAGGGUUCCUCCCCAGCGAUAUAGAAGUCAGAGGACAGGAAGACUGUCUCUACCUCAACGUCUACACGCCACGGGUAACGCUCGAAUCCGUGUCUACAGGUUUCCUGAGUACGGAAGAUGCAGAGUGUCCGGGUAAUAACGGAAUGAAAGACCAGGUGGCAGCACUGCGCUGGGUACGUGACAACAUCGCAGAGUUCGGUGGAAACCCGAACAGCGUGACGAUAUUCGGUGAAAGUGCUGGAGGUAGCAGUACACACCUCCACAUGCUCUCUCCUGCCAGCAAAGGUUUAUUCCAUCGUGCUAUCUCCCAGAGCGGCAUUGUUUUAAGCCCCUGGGCACUUACACCUCCAGGAAGCCCGAAGUUAGUGGCAGAACAAGUGGCAGAUGUGUUUAACUGUCCGGUUCAGUCGAGCUCUGAGCUGAUCUCCUGCCUCAGGAAACAAGACGCAUACAAGUUAUACAGCGCGGAACUUUUGAUUCCAACCAAGAGAAUGUUCCCUACCACGUUCACUCCUGUUAUUGAGAAGCAGGUGGGAGAAGGAGAUGAAGUAUUCAUGAGUGAUCACCCCAUGAAGAUACUUCUCAGUGGUGACCUUGAACUCGUGCCGUGGAUGGUGGGAUUUGCGUCCAACGAAGGAGUGUUCUUUACAACAUUUCUACUGGGACCAGAUCAAUCGAAGGCAAAGCUGGUGGAAAAUAGUCUGAUAACAAUUCUGCUUGAAAAUCCCGAGGACAAGUCACUCGUCAAGAAGAUUGUUCAGAAGGUCGAGGAAUUCUACUUCGGAGACAAACGGAUUAUUCAUGCACCCGACUCUGGUAUAACUGAUUUGAUUACCGAUUUAUUUUUCUUGCUCGGGACGAACACAGCAGCCAGACUCCACUCUAAGAGAGGGGCGCAAGUCUAUUAUUACUUAUUUGACUAUCGCGGAACCAACAGCUUCAGUACUCUGGCAACAAAUUCGACUUGUGAUUUUGGCCCUGUUCAUCUGGACGACGUGCUGUAUCUGUUCCCUCAGGAUGUCAUAUUUCGCAAUUCUAAACUGACAGCAGAGGACGAACGCAUGGUGGAGACGAUGACAGCGCUGUGGACAAACUUCGCUCGCAGUGGGUACGUCUUGUGCAGUGGAGACGGAACCUGCACUCAGAACCCUUCUUACUGGUUGCUAAAGGCUCCUCCCAAACGUCGGUUCGCUGUUAAUGGACCACACGGCCUUAUGUUCCAGAACCAAUUAACUUUUAAAUUAAGAUGAGGAACUUAGUCGUCUGAAAGUUGCUUCAGUUAAUAUAAAGUAAUAGUGAUAAAACGGCGAUCACAGUGGUCGC
This is a messenger RNA of Cryptotermes secundus, 1639 nucleotides long. RefSeq names its product esterase FE4. The record is from RefSeq and is a predicted model, not a curated record. Lineage: Eukaryota; Metazoa; Arthropoda; Insecta; Blattodea; Kalotermitidae. The transcript has 8 exons. Bases 67 to 1566 code for a protein of 499 amino acids.